Molecule: messenger RNA, 1317 nt
Organism: Amaranthus tricolor (Joseph's coat)
Lineage: Eukaryota; Viridiplantae; Streptophyta; Magnoliopsida; Caryophyllales; Amaranthaceae
Product: vesicle-associated protein 4-2-like
Exons: 7
Coding region: 168-980 (270 amino acids)
Biological process (GO): endoplasmic reticulum membrane organization
Cellular component (GO): endoplasmic reticulum membrane; plasma membrane
Source: RefSeq, a predicted model, not a curated record
AACUUCUAUCAUUAUUGUUCAUUGAUAUUCCCCCACUUCCUUUCCAAUUAUGGCGACAUUAAUUCCUCUCUCUUACUUUUAUCAAUUUGACAACCAACAACCUAAUCAAUCAAUCAUUCAUCGCUAACAACUGUGAAAUUCCCAGAAUUUCUCAAUAAUUUUGCAGAAUGGCUAUGGCGGGCGAAAGGUCAUGGUCUUCCAGCGAUGGAGAUGAAGAUAAAGUUCUUACUUUAUGUAAAUUACCCUUUUGGCAAUUCAGUAAUGGAAGCCAUAGUAGUACUACUACCACAUCGUCUUCUAGUCAGUUUAUUCAACCUCAAUGGCUUGGAAUUGGUGAACCCCAAAUUGGGCGUCAACGUCAACUCACUGUUUCUUCUAUCGCUAAAUCUUUGAUUCCUCCUCGUCGCAAACUUCGUCUUGAUCCUCCCAGUAAACUGUAUUUUCCCUAUGAACCUGGAAAGCAAGUCAGAAGUGCAAUUACCAUCAAGAAUAUAUCCAAGUCUCAUGUUGCCUUCAAGUUUCAAACAACUGCUCCAAAGAGCUGUUAUAUGCGUCCUCCGGGUGGUAUACUCGCUCCAGGAGAAAGCUUAGUAGCUGUCGUAUUUAAAUUUGUGGAACCUCCAGAAAACAAUGAAAAGCCAUUAGACCAGAAAAGCAAGGUUAAGUUCAAGAUCAUGAGCUUGAAAGUGAAAGGUGUUCAGGUUGACUAUAUUCCAGAACUGUUUGAAGAACAGAGAGACCAAGUAUCUAUUGAACAAAUCAUGAGGGUUGUUUUUCUUGAUGCAGAACGGCCUAGUCCGGCACUUGAAAAACUCAAGCGACAAUUAGCUGAGGCGGAUGCAAUGGCUGAAACACGAAAAAAGCCUCAAGAGGAUGUUGGUACGCGAAUUGGAGGAGAAGGCCUAGUUAUAGAUGAAUGGAAAGAGCGUAGGGAGCGAUAUCUAGCUCAGCAGCAUGGCGAAGCUUCAUGCACCGUGUGACUUGCCACAAUUUAGAAGUCGCUAGGAACUAUUCCUCUGUACCUUUGAGUUUGUUGCAUUGUGGUUUUCAAUGUGAGAGUUUUUGACCAAAAUGGAGCUAACUCAAAGGGACGGAGAAGUAUUUUUGAAAGCUUCUUAUCGCUUUUUGAGAUAUAAUUGACCUGAAAUUGAAUGAAAUGUAUGAUUAAGAAGACGAACGAAAAAGGACGAUGAUUUGAGCAUUUUGGUUUCAAAUUCGUUUCGUAAUCGAUUAAGGCUCUACACCAACUUUAAAUGAUGAUCAACAAAAGGCAUAUAUCUUGUGAUGAAUAAAAUUUCUAGUGUAUUUCAUUCUUGA